GUUUUUUUCAUCAUAAUAAUCUUCGAUCAUAAUGUCCGCGUCGUGAAAAUUACAAGUGUUUUGCAACGCAGUAAAAAAAUAAACAAAAUAAUUAUACUGUGUUCUUAUUAACGAGUUGAUAAUUUGGUAAACUUUUUAUUUUUUUUUAUUCUAUUGUCGUGAUGAAUUGACACCUGAAGCUGGUUCAAAAUCUCACCACACAAGAAGGUUUCUGUAAACAUGAGCUCUCAUCAUCAUUUAAAAACAUCAACCGGAGAAGUUGAGCAUAUUAAUCAUCUUUCUGAGGAUAUUGGAGCUCUUUAUAUGUCUGACGACUAUUCCGACGUGACUUUAUUAGUUGCCGGACAACGAUUUACAGCUCACAAAGUUAUUUUGGCAGCUAGAAGUCAAUAUUUUCGAGCAUUAUUGUUCGGUGGUUUACGUGAAUCGACACAGCAAGAAAUUGAACUCAAAGGCACAACUUUGCAGGCAUUUAAAGGUCUUUUGAAAUAUAUUUACACCGGUCAUAUGUCAUUGGCCAACCAACGAGAAGAGGUGAUUCUCGAUAUUUUGGGUUUGGCACAUCAAUAUGGAUUUUUAGAAUUAGAAGUUGCAAUUUCCGAUUACCUCAAAGAAAUUCUCAAUAUUAGAAAUGUUUGUUUGAUAUUUGAUGCAGCGCGUCUUUAUCAAUUGGAAUUCUUGACAAAGGUAUGUCACGAAUACUUGGAUAAACACGCCCUCGAAGUAAUUCAGCACGAAAGCUUUUUGCAAUUAAGUUUACAAGCACUUAUAGAACUCAUUUCCCGUGACUCUUUUUAUGCUCCGGAAGUCGAUGUGUUCUUGGCUGUUUACGCUUGGGUUAAAGCAAAUCCUGGCAUAGAAGUGAAGGAAAUACUGAAUCAAGUUAGACUUUCGUUAAUAGCAAUUACGGACUUGUUAAAUGUAGUAAGACCUACAGGUUUGGUUUCACCGGAAAUGAUAUUAGAUGCAAUUGCGGAAAGUACACAAACAAAAGAUACAGAAUUAAAUUAUCGAGGAUUAUUAAUGAUCGAUGAAAAUGUAGCACAAGCGAAACAUGGAGCACAAGUCUUGCAAGGAGAAAUGAGAUCCUUUCUUCUUGAUGGUGAUACACGAAAUUAUGACAUGGAAAGGGGAUAUACAAGGCAUUCCAUAACAGAUUUACAAGAUCAUGGAAUACUUAUUAAAUUGGGCACUCAAUGUAUAAUCAAUCACAUAAAAAUGUUGUUAUGGGACAGAGAUGUGCGGUCUUAUUCAUAUUACAUAGAGAUUUCAAUGGAUCAAAAAAGUUGGGUUAGAGUAAUCGAUCAUACACAAUAUUAUUGCAGAAGUUGGCAAUAUUUAUAUUUUGAGCCGCGAGUCGCACUUUAUAUUCGUAUCGUUGGAACUAACAACACGGUUAAUAAAGUUUUUCAUGUUGUUAGUUUUGAGGCGUUUUAUACAAAUCAUUUAGAAAAACUUUGUAAAGGUUUUAUCGUGCCAACAUUAAAUGUCGCUACGACAGAAAGAAGCGCUUGUGUUACCGAAGGUGUUAGCAGAGCCCGCAAUGCUUUGCUGGAUGGUGACAUGUUAAAUUACGAUUGGGACAGUGGUUACACGUGUCAUCAAUUAAAUUCUGGUUUAAUUCAAAUUCAACUUGGUCAACCUUAUAUGCUUGAUUCCAUGAGAUUACUUUUAUGGGAUUGUGACGAUCGAUCCUAUUCAUAUUAUGUCGAAGUUUCUGGUGAUGCAAAAAAUUGGGAAGUUAUUUGGGAUAAAACACGAGAAGCUUGUCAAUCAUGGCAGACGAUAAGAUUCCGUCCAGCGCGACCUGUUGUCUUUAUAAAUAUUGUGGGAACACGAAACACAGCGAAUGAGGUAUUUCAUUGUGUUCAUUUUGAAUGUCCUGCACAAACAGAAGAUGAAAAAAAUGUCAAAUCACCAGGACGACGAGGUAAACAAUUACCAUCGGGAGUUGAAGUGAAUUCUUCAAUGCCCACGGAAACUGCAACAGAGGCUGUAAAUAUUGACCACGAGGAAAAAGAUUUAAUGGAUGAGGCGGCACUUGCUGUCAUUGUACCUUAAUUUAAAUAAUCGACAAUUUCUAAAUUCUAAGCAGCAACGUUAAGACUGUUAAGUAAUAACGUUUGUAUACGAUAUUUGCCUUUUUUUUGCUCCAUACACACGUUAAAUAUCGUUAAUUUAUAAUUUUGCACAUCGAGGUUAAAAAGUCUCUCAAUUUAUGAAAAUACGAUUUAAAAAAAAAAAAAAAAUGCCUACAAGAAAAAGCAAAACGGGUAUCAAAGAUUAGUGCCAUUGUAUAAUCGUUUUUAUUUUUAACGAAAAAUUAUUUCGUUUGUUGAAAUGUUGUUACUUAAAUAUUUUUUAUUUUUUUGCCACUUAAUUUUUUUUUUUUGUAAAUCUUUUAUGUAAUAUACAUAGAUCUAUUUAAAACUGCUUAUUUAAAAAAAAAAAAUUGUUAAUAUAAACGUUAAAUUAUGCGUAAUUUGUAUAUUAUUACUACUAUUAUUAAUAAUAUUAUUUUUAUUUAUUUA
This is a messenger RNA of Leptopilina boulardi, 2531 nucleotides long. RefSeq names its product BTB/POZ domain-containing protein 9 (gene BTBD9). NCBI's taxonomy places the organism in Eukaryota, Metazoa, Arthropoda, Insecta, Hymenoptera, Figitidae. The transcript is spliced from 10 exons. Gene Ontology annotation, molecular function: protein binding. Gene Ontology annotation, biological process: adult locomotory behavior; modulation of chemical synaptic transmission; circadian behavior. The coding region runs from base 220 to 2061 and encodes 613 amino acids. The record is from RefSeq and is a predicted model, not a curated record.